GUCAGAAGACUUGUCUCCACUUACAUGGUAUCUUUCCUUACAUCUAUGUACCAUAUGAUGGUUUUGGACAGCAUCCAGAAUACUAUCUUCGUCAAGUGGCAUUCAGCAUUGACAGAGCACUUAAUGUGGCUUUAGGCAAUCCAUCUUCUACUAUUCAACAUGUUUUCAAAGUGUCAUUAGUAUCUGGAAUGCCUUUUUAUGGUUACCAUGAAAAGGAGAGACAGUUUAUGAAGAUUUAUCUUUACAAUCCUGCAAUGGUAAAAAGAGUAUGUGAGCUUCUUCAAGGUGGAGCCAUAAUGAACAAAUCUUACCAGCCCCAUGAAGCCCAUAUUCCCUACCUCCUUCAACUCUUUAUAGACUACAACUUAUAUGGAAUGAAUUUAAUAAACCUGGCUGCUGUCAAAUUCAGAAAAGCAAGGAGAAAAAGUGAUACAUCAGGCAUAAGUAAACGUCAUAGAAUUCAUUUUCCAGAAAAUUCAAACAGCGCAUCUUUCAUUGAAUGGGAAGAAGAUGAAAUACCAAGCUCUUUACUGUUGAAAGGUGUUGAGCCACAAAGUACCUGUGAAUUGGAGGUGGAUGCAGUAGCUGCUGACAUUUUAAAUCAACUGGAUAUUGAAGCCCAGGUUGGCAGGAACCCUGGUUUGCAAGCUAUAUGGGAAGAUGAAAAGCAGCGACGGAGACAGAAAUGUGAAUCUUCUCAGAUUAAGCCACCUGAGUCACAAGACCGUGGAUUUGUGCCAGCAACAGAGAGUGAAAAAUUUUUUCAGAAGAGACUUAAAGAAAUCCUCAAGCAAAAUGACUUCUCUGUAACGUUGUCAGGAUCAGUGGACUACAGUAAUGGAUCAGAGGAGUUCUCUGCUGAGCUAACACUACAUUCUGAGGUACUUUCUCCUGAAGCCUUUCAGUGUACGCCAGCUAAUAUGGUAGAAGUGCAUAAAGAUAAAAAGAUGAACAAAGGUGAGAUGCAUACUGAUAAAGAAGAGGAAGCACUUAUUAAUGAAGAAGCAAUUUUAAACAUUGUGGAGAAUAGUCAGAGCUUUCAGCCUUUGUCUCAAAGACUGAGUCAGACUACAGUUUUUAUGGACAGUAGUGCUGAUGAGGCCAUGAUUGAUCUGUUGGCUGGAUUGGAGAAUGAUGGAUAUCAGAUGGGACAUCACAAAACACUCUCUCACCAUCGUUCUCUUGGAAGCUGUCGAAAUUCUCAGAACAGUGAUGAUGAAGAAAAUGAACCACAGUGCGAGAAAGAAGAAAUGGAGCUUAGCUUGUUAAUGUCUCAAAGGUGGGACAGUAACAUUGAAGAGCCUGGGCCAAAAAGAAGGUCAGCUGGCAAAAAUAUGCAUCGAAGUUCAACAGAAGAAGAUUCAUCUUCAGAGGAAGAAAUGGAGUGGAGUGGUAACAAUAUGCUCCUAACUAAUCUCUCUAUACCUCAGUUAGAUGGGACUGCAGAUGAAAAUGGCGACAAUCCUUUGAAUAAUGAAAGUUCUCGAACUCACUCCUCCGUCAUUGCAACAAGCAAAAUGUCUGUAAAGACCUCAAUCUUUCACAAAGAUGCUGCUACGCUAGAACCCCCAUCUUCUGCUAAAAUUACUUUUCAGUGUAAACACACAAGUGCCCUUUCUAACCAUGUUUUGAACAAUGAAGAUUUAGUAGAAGACCUCUCACAACCAAACGCAGAAACAAGACCUGAACUUUCAGUCCAUUCUCUUACAAAAGAAAGCACUUACUCAGCAAAGUACCCAACUCCAUUCAGCAAUAGUACCCAUGCAGAAAACUCUCACAAAGAGAGUAACAAGAAAGAUACUCUCCCGGUUCCUUCAUGUGAAAAUAAUAUUUUUGAUUAUGAAGAUGAUAUUUCAUCAGUAAGCAGACAGAUACCUAGUAGGAAGUAUACUAGCAUCAGAAAGGCUGAAAAGGAUGUCUCUUUUAUGCAUGUGGGCCGCCACAUUGGUGACAGCAUGUUGAAUAAAAACUUGUUUAACUUUUCCGAUUUGAGCCACUCCAAAGGGAAAAUGUCCUCUGAAGUAAAUGAAAAAUCCAGCGGCGCGAGUAUGAAUAGUUAUUUUCCAGCAACGGUUACAGAAAAUUGUGAAUUGGUGUCUUGUUCAGGAAGCAGUCGAACUGCGGUUCAUUCACUUGAAAAUAACACUGAUGAAGGUGGCCUUAAUAAGCUUAAAAUUAGGUAUGAAGAAUUUCAGGAGCAUAAGGCAGAAAAGCCAAGCCUCAGUCAACAAGCAGCACAUUAUAUGUUCUUUCCUAGUGUUGUUCUUUCUAAUUGUCUCAGUCGACCACAGAAGUUAGCUCCUGUGACGUAUAAAUUACAGCAAGGCAACAAACAGUCCAGGCUGAAGCUGAAUAAAAAGAGACAUGGUUUUAUCAAUCAUCAGGAGCCUGCAAAUGUAAAUGAUGUUGCGUCAGUGAAGGAAAGCUGCUAUACACAAGGUAAUGCUUGUAGUAACAUUCCUGAUAAGGAUAGUGCUUUACCUAGCGACAUAGUUCAAGUUCCUCUUGAGGCUUUUGAAAACAAAAUGCCUACAAGUACUGCUAAUUAUACUGACUGCCAUUUUGCAGAUGGGUCUCUUGAAACUGAGCAGUCAUUUGGAUUAUGUGGGAAUAAAUAUACGCUCCGAACGAAACGGAAGGUAAACUAUGAGACUGAAGACAGUGAAUCAAGUUUUGUCGCACACAACUCAAAAAUUAAUCUACCUCAACCAAUAGAAAGUGUUGAAAGUUUGGAUGGGUCUCAGAAGUCUCGAAAGCGUAGAAAACUUUCUAAAAAAUUGCCACCUGUUAUUAUUAAAUAUAUUAUCAUCAAUAGAUUUAGAGGGAGAAAAAAUAUGCUUGUUAAACUAGGGAAAGUAGAUUCUAGUGAGGAAAGAGUAGUACUCACAGAGGAAAAGAUGAACUUAUAUAAAAAGCUUGCACCUUUAAAGGACUUUUGGCCAAAAGUUCCUGACUCUCCUGCAACCAAAUAUCCUAUUUAUCCACUAACACCAAAGAAAAGUCACAAAAGGAAAGCAAAACAUAAGUCAACCAAGAAAAAAGCUGGAAAGCCACAAAAAGCAGGUAGUAGAAAUAUUAAAAGAACUUUAUCUUUCAGAAAAAGAACUCAUACAAUUCUUUCUCCUCCUUCACCAUCCUACAAUGCUGAAGCUGAAGACUGUGACUGUAACUAUAGUGACGUUAUGUCUAAGUUAGGUUUUCUUUCUGAGAGAAGCACAAGCCCAGUAAACACAUCUCCACCUCGCUGCUGGUCUCCCACUGAUCCAAAAGCAGAAGAAAUUUUGACCAACCUGGACAGAGAAGCUUUAUUUAGUAGGGGGCCCAAUAUGUACAACAGCAAGACUGUUAAUUCUAAUGUAGGAAAGACUAGUCGAGCAAAAACUCAGGUUAAGAAAUGUAAAAAGAAGUUCGCUAGCCCCACUGUAUCUACCAAGAAAAAGAAGAUGAUUAAUCAGGCUGAUAUAACAGCAGAUGAUGGAAAGAAGAAACCUAGAGCAAAACAAAGACAAAAAACAGCUGAAAAAGCAUCCUCAAGAAAGCGUGUUGUAUUUAAAGAUGAAAAAGGAAAUACUCGCUCUACUGCAGAAGUAAAGUUUGUGCUGAAACAUCAAGAUCUGCCUGAGAUUUCUUACCACUCUGUCAACGCACAGUCACUUCAUAACCGGAAAGACAUUCCUCUUCCAGGCUAUUCAACAGGAUAUCUACCAUCAGCACCACUCCCUUCAGCAGCUGAUGCACAAGGUAAUUCAUCAGGCUGUUUUCAUUCACUGAUGGAAGUUGAUAAGCCUGUAGAUGCACAGUGUGUACCUGCUCCACGAGAAGACCCUCAUUCAUCUCUUGCAUCUACUCCUGUGGCAUCUGGAAGGGAAGUACCAAAAAUGAGCUCUCAAAGGCCCAGGACUCAAAGUGCUAUAUUUAGAAUGAAGGAUUCUCCUCUUAUUCAAAACAUAUUUGAUCCAUCUAGUCACUCAGCUCAGGUAACACAGAAUGCACGCAUCUCUAAAGAGAAGACUUCUGCAAAAGCAGAAGAGAGAAAAAAUUUGCAAACCACAUAUUUACCAGCAGCUGGGAAAUUAAAUGAAGCUUGUGACUCUUUGGACACAGCAAAGAUGGAUCAGUUGCAUGCCACUAACUAUUUGCAUUGUAAAGACAAUAAUCAACAGCAGAUUUUUUGUUUACCAGAGGCAUCCAAGCAUUCUGAUCCUUGUUCUUCUAUUCUUAAGUUGUCUGAGGAAAGCCCUGGGCCACUUCAGUUGCCCAAGAACUGUUUCGUAACGUCUUUGAAGAGUCCAGUGAAACAGUUAAAUUGGGAUCAAAACCAGAGAGGGUUUGUUUUAGGUAUGUCUCAUUUUAAACCUGAAACAGUAAAACAAAAGUCUCUGUCAGAAACAACCAUGCAACCAAAACCCAUCUCCCAGUAUAAAAACAGGACGAUAGUGGCCCCAUCAGCGUUCGGUGAAGGGCAGUCUGGCCUAGCUGUUUUGAAAGAGUUGCUCCAGAAGAGACAACAGAAGGCUCAGAAUGCAAAUCUUACACAGGAACCAUUACGAGCUAAAACACAGCUGAGCAAGAGUACAUCAUGCCCUCUGGAACAGAAUAAAGCAGUCAAAAGGUCACGGUCAGUCACAUCGCCAAGAAAAUCUCGUGCUCCCAGGAAUACAAAACCUAAAGAAAAAACACCAAAAAUUUCAAAAAUGGAGUCUUUAAGCCAGCAGAUCACUAGUCGCAUUGAUCACUCUGUGUCUGAUGACAGCCCCGUAAUUUUUUCAGACCCUGGUUUUGAAAGCUGCUACUCACUUGAAGACAGCUUGUCUCCAGACCACAAUUAUAACUUUGAUAUUAAUACUAUAGGGCAAACUGGAUUUUGCAGUUUUUAUUCUGCAAGCCAGUUUGUCCCAGCAGAUCAAAAUUUGCCCCAGAAAUUCUUGAGUGAUGCAGUUCAGGAUCUUGGUUCUGGACAAACAACAGAAAAUGACUUUCUGUGUCAUAACGACCAAAAAUCUGAGGAAGAAAAGCAGCAUUCUUCAAGCACAAGUAAAUGGAUACGGUCUGGUGCCCUGAGCCCUGAGCUUUUUGAGAAAACCUCACUGGAUGACAAUGAGAACCACUGCCAUAGCCAAUGGAGGAAAAAUGUUCAUCCUUCAACUUCUAGAUCUAGUUCCGUCGAUGCCUCUUGUACACAAGAGAUUGAGGUCUGUUUAAAUGAAAAAUUCAAAUUGAAUAGAAAUACAGUAAAUAAAGAGAGGUUUCUUAACCUUCCUCAGCCAACCAGCUCAGACUGGAUUCAAAGCCACAUUAGAAAAGAAACCACUUUUGAACCCUGUCAACCACUUGAUUCAGCUAAUACCUCUUUUACAUCUGUAUUGUCUUCUCCUGAUGGUGAACUUAUAGAUGCAAAUUCCGAGGAUUUAGAAUUAUAUGUUUCGAGAAACACUGAGGCAUUAACUCCAACUCCAGAUAGUUCACCAAGAUCAACGAGUUCUCCCUCACAAUCAAAAAAUGGAAGUUUUACACCUCGUACUGCUCACAUUCUUAAGCCUCUCAUGUCCCCACCCAGUCGUGAAGAAAUCAUGGCAACUUUGCUGGAUCAUGAUCUUGCAGAAACAAUUUAUCAGGAACCAUUUUGCAGCAAUCCUUCAGAUGCCCCAGAAAAGCCAAGGGAGAUUGGAGGACGACUUCUCACAGUGGAAACCAGACUUCCAAAUGACCUGCUUGAGUUUGAGGGAGACUUCUCAUUAGAAGGUCUACGACUCUGGAAGACUGCAUUUUCUGCAAUGACAGAAAGUCCUAGACCAGGGUCUCCUCCUCGUUAUGGUCACUCUACUGUUAAUAAAAGAGAAAGUAAUAGCCAUAAAACUAGUGAAGACAAAAAAAUAGUCAUAAUGCCAUGCAAGUGUGCUCCAAGCCAACAGCAAGUUCAGAUAUGGCUUCAUGCCAAAGAAGAGUAUGAACAUUUCAAGAAAUUGCCUAAGAAUCAUCCUGCUGAGCUGGCAAAGGCAGCUGAAAAUUUCAGCUCUGCAGUAUUGUCUGAAGAGAAAUCUAUAGAAGUAGAAACCUGUGAUAAGUCUGUAAGCACUAUAGGAACUUUUAUAAAUACUAAAAAUGACAUAGACUCUAAUAAAACUCCAUCUGAAAGCAAGACGCUUAUUACUUCAACACUAGAACAUGAUAAGGAGGAGGAGGAGGAGGAUUAUUAUGUCAAUUACAGUUCACCAGAUUCUCCAGUACUUCCUCCUUGGCAGCAAGUAGCGUCUCCAGAUCCCAAGCAAUCCAAUUUAGAAGACACAGAGUGGAAAAGUCAGGAUAUUAUUUUGUCUUCUAUGGAAGAAAAUGAUGUAGUACCUGUUGGAAGUGCACAAAACUCUCCAUCCACCCAAAAGGACAUGAGGACAUCCCUUGCCACGUCUCCAUUUCCAGUUAAUGAAGAUGCUAGAAAUUCUGAAUCGGUUUGCCUGCAUAGUACACCCAUUGUGCAAAGAAAAAAUCAAGAUGGAUUACCUGAAGUUCUUGGGUUUACUCCUUUAUCCACAGAACCAAAAGCCCAGAAACUGAGCCACAAGAGGGGAAAUAAUACUGAUGGUCUUCGAAGAGUACUUCUAACCACACAAAUGAAGAAUCAAUUUGCUGCCCUCGGUGCUCCAAAGAGAGAGACUUCUCAGAUUGAAGGACCAUCUUUAAAUAACACUUAUGGUUUUAAAGUCAGUGUGGAAAACCUGCAGGAAGCAAAAUCUUUACAUGAGGUUCAACACCUGACCCUCAUCAGUAUGGAGCUACAUGCUCGAACCAGACGAGAUUUGGAACCAGAUCCAGAGUUUGAUCCAAUCUGUGCUUUAUUCUAUUGCGUCUCAUCAGACACAGCGCUGCCAAAUACUGAUAAAAAAGAAAUCACUGGUGCUAUAGUGAUUGAUGGAGACAGGACGCUCACAAGCCAAGGGAGCAGAGACCAAGCCCCCUUGCUCACAAGAUCUGGAGUUACAGGACUAGAAGUCAGUUACGCUACUGAUGAAAGAACUCUUUUCCAGGAAGUAGUGAAUAUUGUAAAAAGAUAUGACCCAGACAUUUUAUUAGGCUAUGAAGUCCAGAUGCAUUCCUGGGGUUAUCUCUUACAGAGGGCUGCUGCAUUAAAUGUUGAUUUAUGCCAGAUGAUUUCUCGUGUGCCAGAUGAAAAGAAAGAGAACAGAUUUGCAGCUGAGAUGGAUGAAUACGGAUCAGAUACAAUGAGUGAAAUAAAUAUUGUUGGGCGAAUUGUCUUAAAUAUUUGGAGAAUGAUGAGAAAUGAGGUGAAUCUAAUGAAUUACACUUUUGAAAAUGUGGGCUUUCAUGUUCUUCAUCAACGUUUUCCUUUAUUUACUUUCCGAGUUCUGUCUGAUUGGUUUGAUAAUAAGGCAGAUGUCUACAGGUGGAAAAUGGUUGAUCAUUAUGUUAGCCGGGUCCGUGGGAAUCUCCAGCUGUUAGACAAACUGGAUUUGAUUGACAGGACAAGUGAAAUGGCGAGACUUUUUGGGAUUCAGUUCUUACAUGUAUUAACAAGAGGCUCCCAGUAUCGUGUGGAGUCGAUGAUGCUGCGUGUUGCAAAGCCAAUGAAUUAUAUUCCUGUGACACCCAGUAUCCAGCAGCGAGCUCAAAUGAAAGCCCCGCAAUGUGUUCCCCUAAUAAUGGAGCCGGAAUCUCGCUUCUACAGCAAUGCUGUUCUUGUGUUAGACUUCCAGUCAUUAUAUCCUUCCAUUGUGAUAGCAUACAACUACUGUUUUUCAACCUGCCUGGGACAUGUUGAAAACUUAGGAAAAUAUGACGCAUUCAAAUUUGGCUGUACAUCUCUCAGAGUACCUCCCGACUUACUUUACCAGAUUAGGCAUGAUAUCACAGUGUCGCCCAGUGGAGUGGCUUUUGUCAAGCCUUCAGUAAGAAAGGGUGUGCUGCCAAGAAUGCUAGAAGAAAUCUUGAAGACGAGGAUAAUGGUGAAGCAGUCAAUGAAGGCUUAUAAACAUGACAAGGCUAUAACUCGAAUGCUUGAAGCUCGUCAGUUGGGUCUUAAAUUUAUAGCUAAUUUCACGUUUGGUUAUACUGCUGCUAAUUUUUCUGGAAGAAUGCCAUGCACUGAGGUUGGGGACAGCAUUGUCCACAAAGCCAGAGAAACAUUGGAGCGUGCUAUAAAACUGGUGAACGAUACCAAAAAAUGGGGCGCUCACGUUGUGUAUGGUGAUACUGACAG
Messenger RNA from Tauraco erythrolophus (red-crested turaco), 8212 nucleotides. NCBI's taxonomy places the organism in Eukaryota, Metazoa, Chordata, Aves, Musophagiformes, Musophagidae. The record is from RefSeq and is a predicted model, not a curated record.